Messenger RNA from Hydatigera taeniaeformis, 693 nucleotides. The record is from the annotation of a GenBank genome assembly. NCBI's taxonomy places the organism in Eukaryota, Metazoa, Platyhelminthes, Cestoda, Cyclophyllidea, Taeniidae.
AUGGGGGGUGUGAUGUCGUCAAUAGUUCCUGGUGUGUAUGUUGGAGGUCUGACUAGUGCUAGGUCAGAAAGUGAAUUGAAUCAGUGCCAAAUUACACAUAUAUGCAGCGCCUUCCAAUAUCCCUUGUCGCUUGACUCGAGGCGUGUUCACAAACAGUUCGUCGUUCAGGACUCACCAGAUGAAGACAUUGGCAAACACUUUGUCGAUGCAGCUGAUUUUAUUCAUGGAGCUCGAGUUAAUCAUGGAACAGUUCUUAUUCACUGCGCCUGCGGCAUCUCCCGUAGCGUCUCCCUAACAAUGGCCUAUUUACUCUGCAUUACUGAUUUCAAACUUCGAGACAUCUACAAAGGCAUGCGAGCCGCCCGUCUAGGAGCCUGUCCCAAUUACGGAUUCCUGCGCCAACUGCAGCGGUUCGAGGAGUCGGGUGACAACUUGAAAGCGCGGCAAUUCCUCCUUGCAAAAUACGGUGCCUGGCCAGCAGAGAAGGCUGCAGCAGAUCAAGCAGCAAUGGAGGCACACAUUGCGGCUCAAGAAGCUUUCAUCCAGACCGGUUACUACCCCUGGGACGAGCGACCAUCCCCUGCGCCCGCACAAGGAGAGAAACCAACAUCUACGCGUUUCAUUUGUCGCUUAUCUGACGGUGCCAGCACCCUGGAGGAGGCUCUGGCUUCUGCUCCUCCCUCGGACCAAUAG